UUUUUUCUCUCCGUGUCUAGUCUAGAUAUAAGUAAAAAAACUAGACAAAUUCAUUUACAAUAUUGAAUAUGAAUUCGUUUACUUCAAGAUUGAAUUCUUUGUUUGCCUUCACACUCAGUGUGAUGGCAGCCCUUACGUUUUGUUGUUUUCUCACAACAGUCUUUAACGAUCAUAUAAGACCUGUUGAACUCAAUGUAGCCAAAGUGUUAGUCAAAAAUGUACCAGACUACUCUGCUGACAGAGAGAGGAGUGAUUUGGGUCUGAUCACAUUUGACCUGUCAACUGAUCUUCAGCCUAUCUUCAACUGGAAUGUCAAGCAGCUGUUCUUGUAUUUGACAGCAGAAUAUAAAACCAGUGAACAUGCUUUGAAUCAAGUUGUACUCUGGGAUAAAAUUGUGGAGAGGGGAGAUAACACUAUUCUGGACCUCAAGAACGCACACACCAAAUAUUAUUUCUGGGACUUUGGCAAUGGACUCAAGGGCAACAGUAAUGUCACAUUGACCUUGUCUUGGAAUGUUAUACCAAAUGCUGGGACAUUGCCUAAGGUUCAAGGUUCUGGCAGCCACAAGAUUGUUUUCCCUGAUCAGUACACAUCUGGAAGAAUUUAAUAAAAAUAAAAUUAUAUAAUUUAACUCUUUUAUCUAUCAAAAUAAUUUAAAUAUUCGAAGUAUUCCAAUUUAUCAUUCAUAGUGUUUACCUCAUUUAACGAAUAUCAUUUGGAUAUGUGAAUCAUGAACACUGAGCUUAGUCAGAGUUAUCAGAGGACCUCUAGAUUUUUGUCACAGAACCGGUCAAAUAUUUCAAGUGUUACUUAUUAGUUUAAACUUUUGCUCUCAGUGAGAAUGGUGUAAGCAUGAGAACUUCUUGUCGUGAUGUCAGCACUGUGUAAGAUUUGUAAAUGAUGUUAUAUUGUUGGAAACAAGGUGUCAUCACCAGUAAUUGAAACUUGACAAUGUUAGCUCUGCAUUUUAUUAAAAUUUUCUGUUUAAAACUAUGCUACUGGUUUAUUCUGGUGUUUGAAGCAUUUACUUUUUAUUUUCCAAUGAUACAUUAUUUUUACUUAUUUUAAACUUUGAUUUUGUUGUUUUCAUAUUCUAAGUGUCAUGUGAUUUUGUUGUUUUGAUAUUCUAAGUGUCAAUGUUUGAUGAAAUUCCUCUAACUGUUUUUCCUAAGGUGAAUGGUAUGUGCAGUUUUAAUGAUCUAUUACAUUUUUUUAAAACAAUUAUUUGUUACUGUUGUAUGCUUUGGGAAAUGAAAUAUUAAUAAAAUAUCAUUUUGAAAAUACUAAUUGUAUAUUGCCACAUAUUACUAUGAACAGAAAGUUAACCCCUCACUCUCUGAUUCCUCUGAGCAGAACAGACAAAUCCGUUAGAGGAAGAUAAUAUAACUUACUACGUCUGUAAUUAAUUUGAUUUAGUGUGAACAAAACAUAAGUAAAUCCAGCUGUUGGUUUCUAGAAUAGAGUUUAUUUACAUAACAAGAGUGCACAUUGUUCAAAUCAUUUGGUGUCAACAAGAAGUAUUUACAAUUACCAGAAACUCAAAUGAUUUAUUACAAACAUACAUACAAGUUAAAGUGUGAGACAGUAUCCGAGAUGUACAUUCACACUCUGGGAAGGUGAGUACUGUCCAUCAAACAUAAUGGAAAAUAGGUGCAAAUUAAAAAAAAAAAAUAGGUCAAAGUCAAACCUACUGAAUUGACAUUUGAACUGGUAUUCAAAAUCAAGUAAUUAUUUGAAUUGUAAACAACAAUUGUCACAGGUUGUUUCCUUAAAGUUUUAUCUUAAAAGUUGACACUGAACUUUUAAAAAAAUGAAAAGUGAGGAUAAAUUACUCAAUUGCUAGCAACAAGCGUUAAUAUGAGAAAAUCAUAUUUAUAUCAGGUUUAUGUCAAAAUCUGACUUUUAAAAUUUACCAGUAUUUAAAUUUAUUUUCAAUGGAGUUUUAUGUAGAUAUUUCAUAAGAAACAUUGACAACUACUUCUUUUUUUAUUCUAUUUUAUAUUUGUCCAAACAUACUGCCUAGACUUAAUAAAUUUUUUUUACAUAAUUAUACAAUUUUAGAAACAGAUUUGUUAAUACCAUUUUUAAACCUCAUUUCAAUGACUUGAAGUAAAUUCUUUCCUGCUAAACUUAUAUCGCGAACGGUACCACCUUCUUCCUUAAUGUAGAUUUGAAAGUUGGACUACCAACAUGAUUUGAUAUUGAUGAGUCUAAAUAGCACAUAUGUGUUUGCUAUUUUUUAUCUUAAUUUCUGGGCAAAGAUAAUUCUAUAUUUUUACUGUUCAACUCAAGUCUAUAUCUCUGAAUAUAGUUAGUGCAAAAUUUCUUGGUCUAGGAAUUCUAUUUUUGUGUCUAUAACUACAUUCCCAUGAGAAAAACACCAUUUGCUAAGACUUUUUUUUAGAAAGUAAAGGAAGCUGCAUUGGCACUAGUAUACCAAUGAAUGGGGCUUUAUACUUGAAAUACAAACUGAACUAAAGUUGGCAAUAAUUUCAUGUAAACUUGCACUUUUAAAUACUAUGUACAAAUAGGGAAAAGCAUUUGAAAUAACAGUCACUCUACAACACUCACACAUUUGUUAUGAAAAUAUUACAAUUACUAGCAGAGAAUAUCACAGGGCUCCAGAGUCUGUCUGAGUCUUGAAAUAAAUACUCUCUUGAACACAACACCAACAAUGGCACAUGCACACAAUACACAAGAAAUGGCACAUUUACAUUUCAUAGUAACUUUACAAAUGUAAUAUCUAUGUAUAAGCAUCAUUAUCUGCUUGUUUGUUUUAUUUUUGCUAGUUUUAAUUCUAAAUUGUAUGUACAAGAAAGGUUGUUUUCAUUGAUCACAAUUAAUUUAAAGUGAAUACACAUUUU
Messenger RNA from Biomphalaria glabrata, 2865 nucleotides. RefSeq names its product signal peptidase complex subunit 3-like. NCBI's taxonomy places the organism in Eukaryota, Metazoa, Mollusca, Gastropoda, Planorbidae. Gene Ontology annotation, cellular component: signal peptidase complex; membrane. The record is from RefSeq and is a predicted model, not a curated record. Bases 69 to 608 code for a protein of 179 amino acids. Gene Ontology annotation, biological process: protein targeting to ER. The transcript has 5 exons.